This is a messenger RNA of Triticum urartu, 1380 nucleotides long. RefSeq names its product aspartic proteinase nepenthesin-2-like. The record is from RefSeq and is a predicted model, not a curated record. Gene Ontology annotation, cellular component: extracellular region. NCBI's taxonomy places the organism in Eukaryota, Viridiplantae, Streptophyta, Magnoliopsida, Poales, Poaceae.
AUGCCGCCCAAAUCACUUCUAGCACUAGCCCUCCUGGCCAUCCUCAUGCUAUUCUCCCAUGGUGUCACGACCUUGGGAUCGCCACAGCCGCUCAACGGCACCGGCGGAAGUUUCAGCCUCAAGCUCAUCGUCAACCACCAGCCGGCACACUAUGACUUGGCGAGCCUCCAGCGUGCCAAGGACCAAGUAAAAUGCAGGAUCAAGCACCAGAUCCUGCCAACGAGCAAUGAGAUACGGCCGUUCAUGUGCCCACCGGCGGACAUGGUGUACGCCGUCAUGGUGGGCGUCGGAACGCAGACCGGGUUCCAGAACUACCAACUGGCGCUGGACAUGGCGGUUGGACUGUCCUGGAUACAGUGCUGGCCGUGCCGGCCAUGUCGGCCGCAGCUAAGCCCGGUGUUCGACCCAACAAAGUCCCCGACCUUCCAAUACAUCUCGGGGAACAAUGGCGUCUGGUGUCGUGCGCCCUACCGAGCUUUGCCAAACGGGGCUUGCGGGUUCCGCAUUGCCUACCGGCACACCCCCGAGGUUUCGGGGUACCUCGCCAGGGACACCUUCUCCUUCCCCACCAGGAACAAUGACUUCGUGCCACUGGAGGGCAUCUUCUUCGGCUGCGCCCACCAGACUGAGGGCUUCGACACCCACGGCGCCCUCGCGGGUCUCCUCGGCUUGGGAAUAGGAGUGGUGGGCAGGCCUCCGACCGCCUUCACGAAGCAGGUCCUUCCAGGCCAUGGAGGUCGAUUCUCCUACUGCCCGUUCGUGCCCGGGAUGAGCACGUACAGCUACUUUCGGUUUGGCAACGACAUCCCAAGCAAUCCACCGCCAAAUGUGUCACGCCAGAGCACGCCAGUCCUUGCGCCGCUCCAGAACAGCGAGGCGUACUACAUCCAGCUCGUCGGGGUCAGCGUCGGCGGCAGCCGAGUGACUCGCGUCACGCACCAUUUCUUUCGGCGCAACGCGCACGGGACGGGCGGGUGCGCGAUCGACAUCGGCACACAGAUGACUGCGUUUGUGCACUCAGCGUACGUCUACAUCGAGGAGGCGGUGCUGCAACACCUGCGGCGCCACGGAGCACACAUCGUGCAGGUGGAAGGCCACACGUGUGUCCGGCAGCCGGCGCCGCACCAAGAUGUUCUCCCGAGCAUGACACUGCAUUUUGUGAACAGAUCGUGGCUCCGGAUCAUGCCAGACCAGGUAUUCGUGAAGCUUGUCCAUGGCGGCCACCAGUACCGGUGCCUUGGCUUUGUCUCGGACAGCGACAGGACGAUCAUCGGCGCCAUGCAACAGAUCAACCAUCGCUUCAUCUUCGACCUCCGUGAUACCACACCCAUCAUGAGCUUUAAUCCGGAGGACUGUCACCUCGAUGCCGCCGGUAGCUAA